Messenger RNA from Cydia strobilella, 1371 nucleotides. RefSeq lists its product as uncharacterized. Gene Ontology annotation, molecular function: protein binding. The record is from RefSeq and is a predicted model, not a curated record. The transcript has 8 exons. Bases 61 to 1371 code for a protein of 436 amino acids. NCBI's taxonomy places the organism in Eukaryota, Metazoa, Arthropoda, Insecta, Lepidoptera, Tortricidae.
AAAGGCAAAUUAACACGAUGAGUGCGUAAAUGUCGCAACACCAAAACAAGCCCGCAAAUCAUGGCCGCAGACGAGCAAUUAACUGACUUAUGGCAAUCCCACUCACAACUGGACGUAGUAUUAGAACUGGUGUUCCUUUGGCUGCGUGGCGCGGACUUGGCGUGUUGUGGCGCGGCGUGUCGCGCCUGGCGUUUUGCUGUCAGACGUGGUGAUGUCUGGAGACGCCUGUUGGCGUGUGCAUCUAGUGCGGAUACAGUACAUGCUCUCGCUAGCAUUUAUGAUGGCGCCUGUCCAUGGCGCGAGCUGUACGUAUCAUCCAUAGCGCCGUGGCGUCGCAUGGCGUGCCUGACGCCAGAACGCCCAGCUCGCCUUGCCGCUGCAGCGCUCAACCGGGAUGGCAACUUGCUUGCUAUUGCAGCUGAGGACUGCUCUUUUACCAUAUGGAUAUUUGAGAACGGAAAGUGGACGCGUGCAGGCGCUGGUUCAGUGGCGUUAGGUUGGACAGGAGUAGCACGAGCGGAAUGGGCUCCUGACGCACCACUUCUGCUAAUGGCAGGAUCCGCACCGCUUUCUGCACAAAGAGGAGGACUCGCUGUAUUACGUCCCCGUAACGAAAACUCAUUUGAGUCAUGGGUGGUGGCCGCACGAGCAAGCGGCGGCGGCGGCUGCUGGGCGGGCGAGGGUUUCCUGUCCUUGGAGUUGUCGCGGCUGUCAGCGCUGGAGCACGCGCCAGUCUUCGGCACUGACGUCUGGCUUAAUGCCGCCACACAGGAGACUGAAGACGAAUUUGCGGGUACGGCGGCGCGCGUUCUACGAAUAUACAACGAAAAGCGGGCGGCCAUCACACAAGCCGUAUGCGCAGACGCACCGCUAGACGCACGAACGGCACAGGAGUGGGCGGAAGCGGAAGCGACUGCGCGCGCCGAGGACAUGCCGAUAGAUGCGUCUGUAGACCCUGUCCAUACACCGGAAGUUGUGAAACUAGAAGAGUUGGGGCCAGAUGAAGCUUACUACAGAGUUAUAUACGAUCGUGGACGCACGUCCGACACGCCAAACGCGUGGAUACGCGUAGUGGUCCUGGCGUGUGGCGGCGUAGUUGGCGUGUGGCCGUUACCGCGCGAACGCCCGCCGCCGCUCCGCGUGCCUGACGACGCGCUGCGGCUGCGCAUGCGAGCACGUGCGGAGCGACGACAACGGGAGGCCGAAGCAGCAGCGGCGGGUGAGGUGGAGGAAGAGGCACCAGAACUAUCAAUAGCUGAACUCCGCGCCCGCUGUGACCCGCCCACAGCACGUCUUCGGUUACCUGGCAAUGUGCUCGGCCUUACUACGUUACAGAAGUUAGUGUUACAGCGUAACAUUUACUGGCUCUAA